CAUGGGUUACGAGGACCUAAGUACCCAGCAAACAAGCCCAGGGGAAAUAUUUAGGCCAUAGGAAGGGCCGGGCGGCGCAUGAUAAUUAGUGUGUUGCAGGUGAUUAGAAUCGGACAAGGUGUAAACAAUCACGAUCAUGGAGGAUUAAAAAGGUGGAAUAUUGCAGCUCUUUGUUACGCAUAAUUACCUCCCAUGACUCCCCGCCCUCAGCACACGCCUAGCUGACACAGGGAGGGCCAGAGUGGGCUUGGAGGCAGUGAAAUAAGCCCACAACCGUCCAUGAGUAGCUGCGUGAUGCCUCCAAAAGGGCUCGGAAAGGCGGUGAGCAAGAAGUGUCCAGACUGCAGGAAACAGGUACCAGUAGCCACAAAACACUGUCAGUGUGGGCAUCAGUUCUUUGAGGAGCGCCGGAGGUCCACUGCUUCCAACACCUCAGAAAUAGAAGAAUUGGAGGAAGGUGCACAAAAGGACAUGAAGCCCAGCCGGGGCUCUGCCUCGUCCAGCACAGGUGGUGGGGCUGUGGGUAUUGGGGCUGGAGCAAGCAAAACAGAACUUGGCUCACCAGCUCCUGAAGGGAAACGGCGCAGCGAGAGAGUCAAGAGAGAGAAACCAAACUUUUAUGAUGCCCUGGAAUAUGACAACCAAAUGAGGAAGGCUCGCAAGGAGAGGCAAAAGGAGGAGCCACCAAACCCCACCGGCCGUGUGAAGAGGGAACGCAAGGUGAAAAACAACUCGGAGCCGGAGGAGGAUGAAGAUGAGGAGCCAGUGAAGGAAAAGAAAAAGAAGAAAAAGAAGAAAAACAAUAACAAUGGGGAGAAGAAGGAAGAGGAAAUAGAUGAGGACAUCAUGACGGGCAUCAGUCCUGAAAAGGAGCGCCAGUAUUCUAUUGUCCUCUCAGACAUAAACUUUAAGCUUGGACUGAACAACCCAAAAUUUAUUAAGAUAUAAAGCCACUCAUUUGAUUUAGAUGUAAGAUGCAAAGUCACUCAAGACUUAUACUGUAUAAUAUGUUUCCAUGUUUUUAAUAAGUUUCAGUUUUUAACAGUGAGGACUUCUUAUGAUUAGCAUUUUCCUUUCAGCCUACAACUUUGUCUUGCCAACCUCCCCUUUACCCAUUAUUUAGCUACCUCUUUCUUUACCCCUCUUCUACUUGUCAGUAUCACUACUCAAGCAAUCCCAUUACUACAGAUACAAUCUUUAUCCAAGCUAAACUUUGUGCACCAGUUUCCUGAAAUUACCUGUUGGAGGUGUGUGUGACAAAUUUCCAUUUGCUCCAUGAAAUUCAUCUCUGGCUACUUGUUCCCUUUUUAUCCCAAUCUUCAUUCUCAAAUAUUCUAACAUUUUGCCUUCCCCUCAUCUUGCAGCCACCACAUGUACCCUGCUUAUCAUCCAUCUUCCAUUGUAAAUACACCCAUCCUUGUACAUAUAAGGUUCACUGCCUAGCCAUAUGCAUGUGGCUGUUAUGAUGAGUGUGCAGCCGCACAGUGAUUUAUUUUCACUGAACAUUUACUUUGUAUUCGUUGGAAAUCAUGAGAUUUACAAUUGUUUUUGUAAUUAUCCUACUUCAUCAUUUUUCUCACUAAUUAUAACCUAGGUAUGUACCAGUACUUAGCUUUAGAGCAAUUACUUGAGUAUUGCUUAUUUUUGUAUUAUAAAUGAAACUAGUACAAAUGAGUCGAUAUAAAAGGCUAUUAUUCUUACAUGUAUAGAAUAAAUUCACAUAAAGACA
Molecule: messenger RNA, 1729 nt
Organism: Eriocheir sinensis (Chinese mitten crab)
Lineage: Eukaryota; Metazoa; Arthropoda; Malacostraca; Decapoda; Varunidae
Product: UPF0547 protein C16orf87 homolog
Exons: 4
Coding region: 280-948 (222 amino acids)
Source: RefSeq, a predicted model, not a curated record